ACACCCAGUUAAACCUUAUGUGGUCAUGUGUCCAGCAGAGGGAGACACAGACCCAUCAGACCUCUGGGUGCAGGGCAUAGACACAUUUCACAGUGACUCCACAUCUGGAGAACAGAGCUUCUAAACAGGACACAUCUCUGUAUGUUCUGUUCAAAUGGACUCUUCUUCUGAUUCCAGCUCCUACAACAUGGAGCCACCUGGACCUGGCCCCGGGUCUAAACCCAGACCUAAACCUGCUCCCAGCUCUGUGUCUCUGAAUAGUGACCACUCCAAAGACCUUGUUCCAAACUUCAGCGACGCUCCCCCUAAAGAGCAGAGGUCCUACAACAUGGAGCCACCUAGACCUGGCCCCAGGUCUAAACCCAGACCUAAACCUGCUCCCAGCUCUGUGUUUCUGAAAAGUGACCACUCCAAAGGCUAUCCUCCAAACUUUAGAGAAGCUCCUCCUGAAGACCAGAGGUAAGACCUUCUUAAUCCAAAGCUCUGGACAUGUUCUCAGGACAGCACCACCUGCUGUUCAUCCUUCAUCAGU
This is a messenger RNA of Periophthalmus magnuspinnatus, 532 nucleotides long. RefSeq lists its product as uncharacterized. The transcript is spliced from 2 exons. The record is from RefSeq and is a predicted model, not a curated record. The coding region runs from base 155 to 463 and encodes 102 amino acids. Lineage: Eukaryota; Metazoa; Chordata; Actinopteri; Gobiiformes; Gobiidae.